AUGCGUCACGUGUUCUCGCCUUCGGACAUGGGCAUCCCGUCGGGCCGCUACCGGAUCUACUUGGUGUGCGUGAAGAUGGCCACUGCGAGGUGGACAUCCCCUCUGGAGCUUAAGGACCUCCUCAAGACGACCGUGCACCGCAAGUGCGAAUUCCCCGCCUCUGCUUAUUUCAGGGCCUCGGAGGAGAUGGAGAGGAACUACAUCACCAAGCUUGCUGCGUCAAGGGGUCUCGACAGCACUGGCCUGUCGCACAAGCACGUGGUCCCCUCCGGCAACCGCAAGAGGGCGAAGAUGUUCGUGGAGUUGGCCAAGCAGAAGCUGGGCCCCCUGGCGUCCGGGGGGGUGCCUGACGCGUGCUGUGACCUCAUGCAGUACCCAUCCCGUUCUCAGUUGUCGAGAACCUCGCCAGCUCUGACUCAGAGGAACAUCGUCUACAGCCUGAAGAAGGGUCGCCCCAUGAUAGCGCUCGAGCGGCUGGGGGCGAUGGGCUUGCCUAUUCUCUCCUUCGAGCCGGAUCUGAUCGACCGCUACCCGUUCACCGUUCCAAUCGAGUCGAUUCUCGAGGAGUCUGAGAUCGAGAAGAUGAUGGGCAACGGAAUGCAUGCUGCGGCUGUUGGCGUGAUCAUCCUGGCGUCCCUGGCGAACGUCAGCAUCCUGCAUGACGCAGACUAG
Prorocentrum cordatum is the source of this 672-nucleotide messenger RNA. Lineage: Eukaryota; Dinophyceae; Prorocentrales; Prorocentraceae. The record is from the annotation of a GenBank genome assembly.